Messenger RNA from Oreochromis niloticus (Nile tilapia), 937 nucleotides. Its product is annotated as neoverrucotoxin subunit alpha-like. The coding region runs from base 1 to 555 and encodes 184 amino acids. Gene Ontology annotation, molecular function: protein binding. The transcript is spliced from 2 exons. Lineage: Eukaryota; Metazoa; Chordata; Actinopteri; Cichliformes; Cichlidae. The record is from RefSeq and is a predicted model, not a curated record.
AUGGCUUUAGUCAGAGGUCAUGUACGACUCACAAUCGACACAAACACAGUGAACACAAAGCUCCAACUGUCUGACAACAACAGGAAGGUGACAGAUGUGUGGGACAUUCAGUCAUAUCCGUAUCAUCUUGACAGAUUUGAUGUUUGUGAACAGCUGCUUUGUAGAAAUGGUCUGACUGGUCGCUGUUACUGGGAGGUCGAGUGGAGAGGAAACAUUUAUAUAUCAGUGAGUUACAGAACAAUCAGAAGGAAAGGAAACAGUGAUGACUGUGAGUUUGGAUUUAAUGAUCAGUCGUGGAGUCUUUACUGCAAUGAUGAUCGUCCUCUUUUUGUCAGAUACAAUAACAGACAAACAUCCAUCUCCUCCUCCUCCUCCUCCUCCUCCUCUGUCUCUAACAGAGCAGCAGUGUAUGUGGACUGUCCUGCUGGCACUCUGUCCUUCUACAGAGUCUCCUCUGACACUCUGAUCCACCUCCACACCUUCAACACCACAUUCACUCAAACUCUUUAUCCUGGGUUUAGACUCUGGUCUGGUUCCUCAGUGUCCCUGUGCUGAGUUGAGUAUAAAGUGUGUCCUCCUGUUAGCAAAAAACUCUGAUUCUUGUAGCUCAGGUGGUAGAGCAAAAGGUUAGUGGUUCAAUCCCAGUCUGUUCUAGUCUGCAUGCCAAAUAUCCUUGGGCAAGUUAUUAACCCCAUGUUGCUCUUGGAUGCAUCCAUUGGAGUGUGAAUUUGUGUAAAUGUUAGGGAGCACUUAACAGUGCUUGUGUGAUGGGGUGAAUUAAUUUGCUGUACAAAGCACUUUGAGUGCUCAGACAGAGUAGAAAAGUGCUAUAUAAGAACCAGUCCAUUUACUGUUGAACAGAUAGUUCAGUCUGUACAUGUCUGUCUCUUUCACUCAGAAACAAUGAUAAAUACCUUAAUAAUUUUGUUGAUAAUUA